Hyaena hyaena (striped hyena) is the source of this 1045-nucleotide messenger RNA. RefSeq names its product RAB25, member RAS oncogene family (gene RAB25). Bases 170 to 811 code for a protein of 213 amino acids. Gene Ontology annotation, cellular component: recycling endosome. Gene Ontology annotation, molecular function: GTP binding; GTPase activity. Gene Ontology annotation, biological process: exocytosis. The record is from RefSeq and is a predicted model, not a curated record. NCBI's taxonomy places the organism in Eukaryota, Metazoa, Chordata, Mammalia, Carnivora, Hyaenidae. The transcript is spliced from 7 exons.
CCAGACUGAAGUCGUGCUCAGCCCCCCUGCCUGCGGAAUUUCCUGACCCCCAAUGAGAGGAGGCGCGGACCCAGGUCUCCGGAGAGCCGAGGGCCAAGGGCACUGAGUCAGCGCGUCGCCCCGUCACCUCUGUCCCCGAAGACACCUGUACCCUCCAUGCGGAGCCAAGAUGGGGAACAGAAGCGAGGAAGAUUAUAACUUUGUCUUCAAGGUGGUGCUGAUCGGGGAGUCAGGAGUGGGGAAGACCAACCUGCUGUCCCGAUUCACACGCAACGAGUUCAGCCACGACAGCCGAACCACCAUCGGGGUGGAGUUCUCCACGCGCACGGUCAUGCUGGGCACCGCUGCCGUCAAGGCUCAGAUCUGGGACACGGCCGGCCUGGAGCGCUACCGAGCCAUCACCUCCGCGUACUAUCGGGGUGCGGUGGGGGCCCUACUAGUGUUUGACCUGACCAAGCACCAGACCUAUGCUGUGGUGGAGCGCUGGCUGAAGGAGCUCUAUGACCACGCCGAGGCCACCAUCGUCGUCAUGCUCGUGGGCAACAAGAGUGACCUCAGCCAGGCCCGGGAGGUGCCCACUGAAGAGGCCCGGAUGUUUGCUGAAAACAAUGGAUUGCUGUUUCUGGAGACGUCAGCCCUGGAUUCCACCAAUGUCGAGCUGGCCUUUGAGACCGUCCUCAAAGAGAUCUUCGCAAAAGUCUCCAAGCAGAGGCAGAACAGCACCCGGUCCAGCGCCAUCACCCUGGGCAGCACCCAGGCUGGGCAGGAGCCGGGCCCGGGUGAGAAGAGGGCCUGCUGCCUCAGCCUCUGACCUUGGCUCACACCAACCCUGACCCCAUGGCCUUCUGGCACCCCCUCCCACCCAGCUCGGGGACCCGUCCCUGCCCUGUGGCUUCAGAUGUCAGGGCGGCUUCCCUGUUCCCAGCCCCACAGACCACAGGGCUUUGAGAUCAUCACGGUCCCCCCAACUCCCCGGGGUCUCUAUUACCUGUUCCCUCCCCCCGCCACACACUUGGUCUUCCAAUAAAACUGUGUUUUGUACCAA